This is a messenger RNA of Syngnathoides biaculeatus (alligator pipefish), 2536 nucleotides long. RefSeq names its product glycylpeptide N-tetradecanoyltransferase 1-like. The record is from RefSeq and is a predicted model, not a curated record. Gene Ontology annotation, molecular function: glycylpeptide N-tetradecanoyltransferase activity. Bases 792 to 2180 code for a protein of 462 amino acids. Gene Ontology annotation, biological process: N-terminal peptidyl-glycine N-myristoylation. Gene Ontology annotation, cellular component: cytoplasm. The transcript has 12 exons. Lineage: Eukaryota; Metazoa; Chordata; Actinopteri; Syngnathiformes; Syngnathidae.
UCCCACGUCGAGGAUUCAGCAGGAUUUAUUGAAGUACCAUCGGGUGGACCAGAGCCUCCAGUUCGGGAACCGGACGCCAACCCUGAAUCAUCUUUAAAGAUGUUUCUCUGAAUCUCGCUUGAUGUUCUCCUCCUCGGCAAAGAUUUGAUUACAGACGCGUCUUGUUGUUAGCAAGCUAGGCUAAGCUAGGCUAAGCUAGGCUAAGCUAGCCUGAGCAGCUCCAACGCGAACGACGCGGCUCCAAUUCGGGUACACAGAUGAUGAUUUUAGUCGGCCAGAGUCGUCACCGGGGCCGUCCCACGUCGAGGAUUCAGCAGGAUUUAUUGAAGUACCAUCGGGCGGACCAGAGCCUCCAGUUCAGGAACCGGAAGCCAACCCUGAAUCAUCUUCAAAAUGUUUCAUAUAUUUUAAUUCACUUUCCGCGGAUUCGAAGUACUAGUAUUUUUGUCUACUGGGCUAAUUAGCAACCACGAUGGGAAAAGAGCCAACGGCGGACUCAUUUGGACCAGCAAGGUAUCAUUCCGCUCCGGAAGGCGUCAUGUGGGCGUCGGGCAGCCAAUUAGGCGAUGGUGGAUCAGGGCCGUCGUAAGCUUUAUUCGGCCGCCGGCUGACGCGCGAAGAGCGUGAGAAAGAACACUUGAGCGCUCGGUCUCGUCCUCACUUAUCUGCGCGCCGGGUGCAGGCUGGGACGGGCGACUCCGCACGCCGGCGACCCCUCCCGCCGCGUGCUCGCCCUGAUAAGAAGCCACGGGUCAGAAAACGGCGCAGUCGUUAGCCGGAGCGACGUCAGGAUGACUGAUGUGAACGCGAUGGGGAGGAAUAUGGAGGACGGCGAUGGCUGCGGUCCAAAGAAAAGUCAGAAGAAGCGAAAGAAGGCAGAUAAAUGGAGAGCAGAGAGACCCAGAGAUCUUUUUGAAAAACUGGAUACUUUACCCGAAAGCAAGCAGCAGGAGAUCCAAAGGGCCCUCCAUCUUUUCUCUUUCGGGCAAACCAUGCCAAGAACGCUGCAGCAGGCCAUGAGGCGUCCCUACAAGUUCUGGCACACGCAGCCGGUCCCAAAACUUGGUGAGGAGGUCCUAAACCACGACGGGCAAAUCAGCGAGGGCGAAGCAAGCGCCCGAGAGGAGCCCUACUCCCUCCCCCCGGGCUUCUCGUGGGACACCCUGGACCUGAGCAGGCCCCCGGUGCUGCAAGAACUUUGCAGACUACUCAACGGGAACUACACAGAAGACGAUGACAACACCGUCACGUACGACUUCUCUGUGGAGUAUCUGCAGUGGGUCCUGCAGCCCCCAAAUUGGUUGGCCCAAUGGCACUGCGGCGUCAGAGUGGAUUCCAACAGGAAGCUGGUGGGCUUCAUUGCCGCCGUCCCUGCUGACGUACAAAUAUACGGCACGGAGAAGCGGAUGGCGCAGAUCAAGUUUCUGUGCGUUCACAAGAAGCUGCGCCUCAAGCGAAUGACCCCGGUUCUGAUCCGAGAGCUCGCCAGGAGGGUCCAGCGGCGGGGCGUCGCCCAGGCGGUCUACACGGCGUCCGUCGUGCUGCCGACGCCGCUCAGCUCCUGCCGAUUGUGGCAUCGACCUUUGAACCUGCGUAAACUGCUGGAGGUCCAGUACCCCGGGAUCCGAGGAGACAUGCCCCUGCAGAGAGCUCACAAGUUCUACCGCCUCCCUGAAGACGCGAAGACGGCAGGAUUCCGCCCGAUGACGCGAGGCGACGUCGAGAGGACGCAGGAGCUUCUCCGAGCGCACCUCGGCAAGUUCCACCUCGCCGCCAGCUGGUCCCGUGAAGAAAUCCAGCACUGGUUUUUGCCCAGGGAGGGCCUGAUCGACACCUACGUGGGGGAGGCGGGCGACGGCGGACUGACAGGUGUGGUGAGCUUCUUUGGGGUCUCCUCCAAGGUGCUGAACCACCAGCUGCACAGCAGCCUGAGAGCGGCUCACCUCUUCUGCGCGGCGUCCGCUGCCGGGGGGGACCUGGUCCGGCUCGUGGAGGACGCGCUGCUCAUGCUCAAAACUAAAGGCUUCGACGUCGUCAUCGCCGCCGACGUGAUGGACAACCAACGUUUCCUGGAGACGCUCAAGUUCGGCUUCAGCGGCAAGAGGCUUCAUUACUACUUGUACAACUGGAGGUGCCCCAGGCUGAGUCCGGACGAGGUGGGGAUGGUGUUACCCAACUAAAAUUCCAAAAAUGGAGGAUUAUGACCGAUGAGCGUUGUCACGCCGGAAAGCCGACAACGUUGCGUGCGGUCGAGUGAUCUGCAAACACGCACACUUUUACAAAAAGAUCAAAUUCCAUCUGCGAAUGAAUUUUUCCCGUAAAUACCGUUGAUUUAUUUGGCGUUGAUGAUGGCUACUGGUGUGGCAGCAAAUUCAAUAAACGCACGCUUCAGUUCAUUUUCCAUAAUCUGAUGACGUGCACACAUUUGAUAAUGGUCAUCAUUCUCAUAUUUCACACAGUCUUGAACGAGAGUGCACAAAUCCAUCCAUCCAUCCUUUUUCUUCGCCGCUUAUCCUCAUGAGGGUCGCGAGGAGUA